UUAGUAUUGAAAGAACAGUCGGGCAAGAAAGUUGGGGCGCAGCAAAAUCGAGCCAGACAAACUAACUAGAGAUCUGGCCCACAAGAAAGCAGCAACUCUGAGAUAAACAAACUGAAAAAAAAGGAAGCAGACGAAAAAGCACAGUCAAAAUGCCCGUCUUCCACACAAAAACCAUCGAGAGCAUAUUAGAUCCUGUCGCCCAGCAGGUAUCUCGCCUGGUCAUCCUGCAUGAGGAGGCCGAGGAUGGCAACGCAAUGCCCGAUCUCAGCCGGCCGGUGCAGGUGGUGUCGGCGGCGGUGGCCAAUCUGGUGAAGGUGGGCCGCGAGACGAUCAACAGCUCCGACGACAAGAUCCUGCGCCAGGACAUGCCGUCGGCAUUGCACCGCGUGGAGGGUGCCUCGCAGCUGCUGGAGGAGGCGUCCGACAUGCUCCGCUCGGAUCCGUACUCGGGUCCGGCGCGCAAGAAGCUGAUCGAGGGGAGCCGCGGCAUCCUGCAGGGCACCUCCUCGCUGCUGCUCUGCUUCGACGAGAGCGAGGUGCGCAAGAUCAUCCAGGAGUGCAAGCGGGUGCUGGACUACCUGGCCGUGGCGGAGGUGAUCAACACGAUGGAGCAGCUGGUCACGUUCCUGCGCGACCUCUCGCCCUGCCUGAGCAAGGUGCACCGCGAGGUGAGUGGCCGCGAGAAGGAGCUGACCCACCAGGUGCACAGCGAGAUCCUGGUGCGCUGUCUGGAGCAGGUGCAGACCCUGGCGCCCAUCCUCAUCUGCAGCAUGAAGGUCUACAUCCACAUUGUGGAGCAGCAGGGACGCGGCGCCGAGGAAGCGGCCGAGAACCGCAACUACCUGGCGGCCAGGAUGAGCGACGAGCUGCAGGAGAUCAUACGGGUGCUGCAGCUGACCACCUACGACGAGGACACCAGCGAGCUGGACAACCUCACCGUGCUGAAGAAGCUCUCCAAUGCCAUCUCCAACAAGAUGGAGCUGGCCAACGAGUGGCUCUCGAAUCCCUACGCCCUGCGCGGCGGCGUGGGCGAGAAGGCGCUGCGCCAGGUGAUCGACAAUGCCGCGGAGAUCUCAGAGCGCUGUCUGCCCCAGGACUCGUAUCCCAUCCGCAAGCUGGCGGACGAGGUGACGGCCAUGGCCAACACGUUGUGCGAGCUGCGGCAGGAGGGCAAGGGUCAGAGUCCGCAGGCCGAGUCGCUGGCCCGCGGCAUCCGCGACCGGCUGGGCCAGCUGCAGUCGCUGGUCCACCAGGCGGUCCUGGGCGUGGACAAGGCUGGGGUCCAGCAGACGGCCCACACCAUCCAGGGUCGCCUGGAGCAGGCCGUCAAGUGGCUGCAGCACCCGGAGAUCAACGACGGCGGCCUGGGCGAGCGGGCCAUCAACCUGAUCGUGGAUGAGGGCCGCAAGGUGGCCGAGGGCUGUCCGGGCCACCAGAAGGCCGAGAUCCAGCAGCUGUGCGACGAGGUGGAGCGGCUUAAGCGCCAGGCGGCCGGAUCCGGGCCGGCGGCCAAGCAGGCGGCCAAGCAGCUCACCCAGAAGCUCUACGAGCUGAAGGCGGCCAUCCAGAAUGCCCUGGUCAACCGCAUUGUGCAGGACUUCAUGGACGUGAGCACGCCGCUGAAGCAGUUCACGGAGGCGGUGCUCCAGCCGGAGGGCACGCCCGGUCGCGAGCAGAACUUCAAUCAGAAGUCCAACAAUCUGCAGGCCUUCAGCGACCGCGCCUCGAAGACCUCGCGUAUGGUGGCCGCCGGUGGGGCCUGCGGCAACAAGAAGAUCGCCGAGAUCCUGCUCUCCUCCGCCGCCCAGGUGGACUCGCUGACGCCCCAGCUGAUCAGCGCCGGGCGUAUCCGGAUGAACUACCCGGGCAGCAAGGCGGCCGACGAGCACCUGCAGAACCUCAAGCAGCAGUACGCGGACACGGUGCUGCGCAUGCGCACCCUCUGCGACCAGGCCACCGACCCGGCCGACUUCAUCAAGACCUCCGAGGAGCACAUGCAGGUCUAUGCCAAGCUCUGUGAGGAUGCCAUCCACGGCCGGCAGCCGCAGAAGAUGGUGGACAACACCUCGAACAUCGCCCGCCUGAUCAACCGGGUGCUGCUGGUGGCCAAGCAGGAGGCGGACAACUCGGAGGACCCCGUCUUCACGGAGCGCCUCAAUGCGGCCGCCAAUCGGCUGGAGCGGUCGCUGCCCGCCAUGGUGGGCGAUGCCAAGCUGGUGGCCACCAACAUUGCCGAUCCGGCGGCGGCCGCCGCCUGGAAGAACUCCUUCCAGCGGCUCCUCGGCGAUGUGCGCGAGGUGCGGGAGGCGAUUGCCCCGCCGCAGCCGCCGCCGCUGCCCACCUCCCUGCCGCCACCCAUUCCGGAGCUGAGUGCCCUGCAUCUGUCCAACCAGAAUGCUGAGCGUGCGCCACCACGUCCUCCACUGCCCAGGGAGGGAUUGGCGCCAGUGCGUCCGCCGCCGCCGGAGACGGAUGACGAGGACGAGGGCGUCUUCCGCACGAUGCCGCAUGCCAAUCAGCCGAUCCUGAUCGCCGCUCGUGGCCUGCACCAGGAGGUGCGCCAGUGGUCGUCCAAGGACAACGAGAUCAUCGCGGCCGCCAAGCGCAUGGCCAUCCUGAUGGCCCGCCUCAGCGAGCUGGUGCUCUCCGACUCGCGGGGCAGCAAACGGGAGCUGAUCGCCACCGCCAAGAAGAUCGCCGAGGCCUCCGAGGACGUGACGCGGCUGGCCAAGGAGCUGGCCCGCCAGUGCACGGACCGCCGCAUCCGCACCAACCUGCUGCAGGUGUGCGAGCGCAUCCCCACCAUCGGCACCCAGCUGAAGAUCCUGUCCACCGUGAAGGCCACCAUGCUGGGUGCCCAGGGAUCCGACGAGGAUCGCGAGGCCACCGAGAUGCUGGUGGGCAAUGCCCAGAACCUCAUGCAGAGCGUGAAGGAGACGGUGCGCGCCGCCGAGGGAGCUAGCAUCAAGAUCCGAUCGGACCAGACCAGCAAUCGGCUGCAGUGGGUCCGCCGGCAACCCUGGUACCAGUACUAGGUGACUGGACGCAGUACUAGAUUAUGGAGAAGUGCUGGGGGCUGGGGCAAGGCCAUCUGUUCCGACCACCCACCCAUAUGCUCCAAAUGCCACCUGCCACGUGCCUUGUGUAACAUACAUAAAGCUAAACUCUAAUCUUAAUGAUUUCUAUUUUAAAUGUUAAUCCCCUAAUAUGUUCCAUCUAAAAUUCAGUUAUGUAAGUGCCUGCCUGCAAUUAUAUUUAUUAUGUGCUCCAAAAAAAAACUUAUGCUCAUGUCCCGCCCCAUUCUGUUCCCUUUUCCGUUCUCCUACUCUAAUUUUGUUUCGAUAUUUGUAAAAUUAAUUAUUAAGCGUGCAAUAAAAACAAAAAAGAGAAAAACCAUGAAAAAAAGGAUAGAGAAGAAAGAAACUGGAAAGCAAUAUGUACAUACAAGCAAAGCAGUCUGAUUUAAGCGAAUGCAAUGUAUAUAAUAAGUGACCGACCAUAUGCAGUGGGCUAACGCUUCGAUUUUUGAUUUUAAAUCACCACCUCCUUCGUAUUUGUAGUGUACUAACAGAAGCAUUUAUCGAACCCCUCGUUAAACGUUAAAGUCCAAUUAUUGUUCGAAAUCUAACUCACUAAAACUGCGAAUACACCUGUUGUCGAAUGUGUUGAGCCCAAACAUGUAACCCAAUUACGAUGUGUGUCAUGUUCAAAAUAUAAUUGAAAUAAAACAGAA
Molecule: messenger RNA, 3733 nt
Organism: Drosophila elegans
Lineage: Eukaryota; Metazoa; Arthropoda; Insecta; Diptera; Drosophilidae
Gene: Vinc
Product: vinculin
Exons: 6
Coding region: 150-3035 (961 amino acids)
Biological process (GO): cell adhesion
Molecular function (GO): actin filament binding
Source: RefSeq, a predicted model, not a curated record